Messenger RNA from Aspergillus caelatus, 1233 nucleotides. RefSeq lists its product as uncharacterized. The transcript has 3 exons. Gene Ontology annotation, molecular function: oxidoreductase activity. The record is from RefSeq and is a predicted model, not a curated record. Bases 1 to 1233 code for a protein of 410 amino acids. Lineage: Eukaryota; Fungi; Ascomycota; Eurotiomycetes; Eurotiales; Aspergillaceae.
AUGUAUAUGUUAAACACAUCCGAAGCGCUCAUUGCUGCCGCGUCAUUGAUAGGGCUCUAUGUCCUGGCCGUGCAAUAUCUCCGUUUCCAAAGAUGUGAUCGAAUUGAGUCGAAGUUCAAACGGGCCGGCCGUCCUCUAUCCAGCAUGACUGUCAAGGAGGCCCAUGACAUUAUGCGACAGUUGCGAGAGCUUGAGUUUCCGUUUGCUUUGCGCAGCUCGACGAGGAUGACGACACUCAAGACCGCCUCUGUUCCUACCGUGGCCGAUCUCUUUGUAGCUACCGGUCAGCGGAGUGAGAAGAACAACACCAAACGCGGAGCUGAUACGGAGGUGUUAAUGAAUGAGAUCCAUGAUCGCGAGGCUGGCUCCGACGCUCACAUGAUGGCCUUCGCCCGGAUGAAUUAUAUACAUUCUAGGUACAGGACGGCUGGCAAGAUCCUUGAUGAAGAUAUGCUGCAUACCCUUGGCUCUGCAGUGGUUGAUCUGUUCCGAUCGAUAGAAAAGUAUGAAUGGCGUCAGUUGUCAGAUGUCGAGAAGUGCGCCGUUGGUGUGUUUUAUAGAAGUAUGGGGGAGGCGAUGGAAAUUCCGUUCAACCUACUCCCGUCUGGUAAAGCUGGCUUCACCGACGGAAUCCAUUUUGCACAGGAGUUGUGCGACUUCACGGUGGAAUACGAGAUGACUGCAGUAAAGCCAACACAGUCGACGUUGUUCAUUAGCAGGCGCUUAAUGGGCCUAGAGACGGCCAAUUACCCUUCGAUUCUCAGGCCUGCUGUUGAAAGUAUCAUUGCCACAAGACUUGAUGAACACAUCCGAGUCAGCAUGGGUUAUCGCAAACCGGGAAUUGCUCUUUCUUCCCUUGUUGCUAGUUUAGUGGCAAUGCGCAAGUUCAUAUUGCGCUACCUCAGCCUCCCCCGGCCGGACUUCAUGGCCGUUAAGGUUCUGGAUGCAGCUCCAGAUGCAUAUACCGGACGCUACGCUGUCAAAGAGUGGUUAGCUAAUCCAUGGUAUGUAAAGCCGACAUUUCUAAACCGAUGGGGCCUCAAAUCCUGGUCGGUGCGACUCUUUGGAACAGGAAAUGUGCCCACCAAGAAUGGCCCUUUCCGCGACGAAGGGUAUGAUAUCAAAGCAAUCGGUCCUCAGAUCAUGGAGAACAAGGGCCAAGCAGAAGUCGAAGCCAUCUUCGAGAAGUUCAGGAAGAAAGAUCUCCCUACUGGCUGUCCAUUCCAUGUGUAA